This is a messenger RNA of Scleropages formosus (Asian bonytongue), 1625 nucleotides long. RefSeq names its product HD domain containing 3 (gene hddc3). Bases 109 to 648 code for a protein of 179 amino acids. The record is from RefSeq and is a predicted model, not a curated record. The transcript has 4 exons. Gene Ontology annotation, molecular function: guanosine-3',5'-bis(diphosphate) 3'-diphosphatase activity. NCBI's taxonomy places the organism in Eukaryota, Metazoa, Chordata, Actinopteri, Osteoglossiformes, Osteoglossidae.
GAGGGAAGUGCAUGUAAAGCGCUUGCCGUGGCUCAGGUCAAAGUUUCACCCAAGAGUCGUUAGUGACCUUCUGGUUUUGCGAAGUCUCACGAGAAAUAAAAGGAAACCAUGAGUUCAGACGCCUUGAUGUUGUUGGAGACGGUGAACUUCGCAGCGGAGAAACAUAAAAACCAAAGGCGCAAGGACCCUGAAGCCACUCCGUAUAUAAACCACCCGAUAGGAGUGGCAAGAAUCUUGAGUCAUGAAGGUGGAAUUGCAGACAUUGAAGUUCUACAGGCAGCUUUGCUCCAUGACACGGUGGAGGACACGGACACCACUCCAGCUGAGCUUGAGGCUAGGUUUGGACAGACCGUGGCAAGGAUCGUCCAGGAAGUGACCGACGAUAAGACGCUGCCCAAACAGGAGAGGAAGAGGCAACAGAUAGAGCAUGCACCUCACUGCAGCCACCAGGCCAAGCUUGUCAAACUGGCAGACAAACUGUACAACCUAAGGGACCUGAAUCGCUGUACCCCUGUUGGCUGGACGAGAGAGCGUGUUCAAGAGUACUUUUUGUGGGCAGCACAGGUGGUGAAUGGACUGCGGGGCACCAACCCACUCCUGGAGGAAAAGCUGCUGCAGCUGUUCAAGCAGAGAGGCAUUGACAUGUGAUGCAUCUUUGAUAUUGCCCUGACAGUUCUCUGAAACCAUCAAUACACCUGUACUUGUUGUUUGGCCUCACAUCAUGCUAGACAUCCUUUGUCUGAAAUUCAUUUUUGUGUUUUGGGUUUGCAACCUUGAUUUAUGAAUGAGUGCCUCACUACCUAAAUGAUUUUACAUAUUUUAUGUCACAACUGAGGUUUUAUACAGGUUUAAAACAUUGCUUAAGCAUGAACUGUUCAAUUUUUCCUCCACUCAGAGUAAGAAAUGCACUGAACUACUGAGCAAGGUAAAAAUAAAGCUUUUGGUGCUUGGAAGAUUAUUGGGUAAAUUGAUAUAACCUAAUUCCAAACAUUAGGCUAGAAUUUAAUUGCUGGGGUUUCAAAAGAAACCAGAGAACAGGUUGAAGUCUAUAGAGGCAGUCCCUGAAUUACAAAUGAGUUCUGUGUCCUCAGUCAGUCCUUAAGACUGAUGUAUGAUGUAUGUAUGAACAGUUAAGUAUAGGGAGUAUCUAUUGUGUACUUUUCUAUGCAUAAAACACUUCCACAUACAUCUUCAAUACAGUAACACAUUGUAAUGAUAAAUCUAACUUUUGAGAGAGACAAAGCUUGAGAGAUAUCACUAGUAUGAUGACUAGAGAACAGGGAGAAGACUGGACCUAAGUGCAGGAUCAUUUAUUCAGAAUCAAAGGAUUAGAGCUGUUCUCAGGGACAGGAACAUGGUCACUUGAUUGGCAAACUGAACAGAGAUGAGGAUCCAAAAUCAUGGUGGAGGGACAAGAUGGAUGGUUGUUAUCAAGGAGACAUGGAACAGCAGUGGGGAACAAUGGACAGGACUUGGAUAACUGGGAAGAAAUGUCUUUCAUAGCCGAGUGUGCGUGCGCAUGUGCAAAAUGCAAACUUCAAUGGUUGUUGGCAUUUCAGCUUUUGCUUUAUUUUCACUUUAAUUUCAGUUGAUCUUUUUCCUUUUCUUUGAUGCAUCACCUUCAC